This is a messenger RNA of Melospiza georgiana, 5904 nucleotides long. It is a transcript of the gene MCF2, whose product is annotated as MCF.2 cell line derived transforming sequence. The transcript is spliced from 30 exons. Gene Ontology annotation, molecular function: guanyl-nucleotide exchange factor activity; protein binding. Gene Ontology annotation, cellular component: cytoplasm. Gene Ontology annotation, biological process: intracellular signal transduction; dendrite development. The record is from RefSeq and is a predicted model, not a curated record. Lineage: Eukaryota; Metazoa; Chordata; Aves; Passeriformes; Passerellidae. The coding region runs from base 38 to 3349 and encodes 1103 amino acids.
GGGCGGGCCCCCGGCGGGCGGCACCUCGGCGGGGGACAUGGAGCGCUACUACCGCCUGCUCCGCGCCGCCGCGCUGCUGGAGGCCGCCGCCGCCGAAACUGCAAUACCCAUCUGUGCAAAGGACAUCAGUGAUGAUCUGAUGAAGGAGUUUGCCUUUCUGUCUGGUGGAAGGGGCAAGGACAAGGCCUGGAUCAUCACCCUGCCCGACAACGCUGGCUUCAACCAGGUGCCCGAGGAGAGCGUGGCCAGAGUGCUCAGCUACCUGACCUCAGUGCCCAGUCAGCAUGAGUCUGACACCAAAUUUAUCCUAAUCCUGGACAGAAGACUGGACACAUGGACAUCAGUCAAAACGACUCUCCAGAAAAUAGCAGCAUCCUUCCCAGGGAACCUGCACCUGGUGAUGGUCCUGCGGCCCACGGGCUUCUUCCAGCGCACCUUCACCGACAUCGGCUUCCGCUUCAGCCAGGAGGAUUUCCUGCUCAAGCUACCGGUGGUGAUGCUGAGCUCCGUCAGUGACCUGCUGACGUACAUCGAGGAGCAGCAGCUGACCCCCGAGCUGGGGGGCACCCUGGAGUACUGCCACAGCGAGUGGGUCAUCUUCAGGACGGCCAUCGAGAGCUUUGCCCUGACUGUGAAGGACAUUGCCCAGAUGUUGCAGUGCUUUGGCACGGAGCUGGCCGAGGCGGAGCUGCCCGAGGACAUGUUCUGCAUCGAGCGCCUGCUGGCCCUGCGCACCGAGAGGUACCUGCAGCUCAAGGAGGAGAUCACGGCAGUCACAAAAGAGGGCAAGUUGCUUUUGAGCAGUUUUGAAGAGCCAGACUCAGGGGAAUGCAGUCAGGAGCAGCAGCAGGAGAGGCCUGGGGACUGGGAGACGGUGAAUCGGUUGCUUGGUCAGCUGCGUGAGAUGGAGACUGCUUUUGAUGGCUUCUGGGAAAAGCAUCAGUUAAAAAUGGAACAAUAUUUACAACUCUGGAAGUUUGAGCAAAGUUUUCAAGAGGUGAAGAGUGCCAUUGAAUUUUUGAUGGGGCAGCAGGCGGAGCUGCCCGACACCGGCGACAGCGUCCCCCAGGUGAAGCAGAGGCUCAAGGAGCUGGAGAGCUUGGAUGGCCUGGCUCAGGAGCUGAUAGGGAAGGCUCAGGUGGUGAUCCUGCACGGGCACCAGCUGGCUGCCAACCACCACUACGCGCUGAACCUGAUCUGCCAGCAGUGCAACGAGCUGCGGCACCACUGCGACCUGCUGGCCGAGCACGGCAAGAGGAAGCAGCUGCACCUGCAGAGGACCCUGGAGCUGCACACCCGCCUGCAGCAGGCCCUGCAGUGCUGCGAUGAGGGUGCCUACCUGCUCGCCAACCAGCAGAUGGACAAGUGCCAGUCUAAAGAAGGCGCCCAGAAAGCUCUCCAGGACAUAGAGAGAUUUCUUGAAAGCUCUUCAUCCUACUUGAACUAUGAUCCCCAAGCCCUGCAGGACGAUUUUGAGUCUGUUUUGACACCUGAGCUGAAGUGCCAGCUGCAGGCCGUGCAGGGGAAGCUGGACAGCGUGCGCAGCAUGUUUGAGAGCAGGCAGUGCUGCUUCAGGAGGCUGCUGGACAAGCACGUGAGGCCCGUGCAGCUCGUGGCUCCGCGGCCAGAGACCCCGCCCCGGGCCAAGUCACCCCUGUUCUCUCCUAAGCACGGUGUAGAUUUUAAUUCCAGUUUGAAAUUUUCAUUUGAUCUUUCUCUCCCUGGGAAGAAAACUUCAAGAAAAACUCCAAGUUCUCGCAAGAUCGAGGUCAUGCACGACUACCAGGAGAAGAGGAAUUCCUUGCAGUACUUCAUUUCAGACAGUGAGGACAGCUUGGAUGUGCUGAAAGGGCAUGUGAUAAAUGAGCUUAUAGAAACAGAGAGAGUGUAUGUGGAGGAGCUGUUCACAGUUCUGACGGGCUACAGAGCAGAGAUGGACAACCCUGCCAUGCUGAUCCUGCUGCCCCCUGUGCUGAGGAACAGGAAGGAUGUGCUCUUUGGAAACAUGCCUGAGAUCUACGACUUCCACAACAAGAUUUUCCUGCACAGCCUGGAAAGCUGCCUGGGAGCCCCUGAGAGAGUGGGAUGUUGUUUCCUGGACAGGAGGGAGGAUUUCCAGAUGUAUGAGAAGUACUGCCAGAACAAGCCCCGCUCCGAGUCCCUGUGGAGGCAGUGCUCUGAGAGCUCCUUCUUCCAGGAAUGCCAAAGGAAACUGGAGCACAAGCUGGGGCUGGACUCCUACCUGCUGAAACCCGUGCAGCGCCUGACCAAGUACCAGCUGCUGCUGAAGGAGCUGCUAAAGUACAGCACGAGCUGUGAUGGGGUUCAGGAGCUUCAAGAAGCUCUGGUUGCAAUGCUGGAUUUGCUGAAGUCAGUCAAUGACUCCAUGCAUCAGAUUUCAAUCACAGGCUAUGAUGGUGACCUGAGCGAACUGGGGAAAGUAUUGAUGCAGGGAUCUUUCAGUGUUUGGGCAGGACACCGAAAAGGGCCCACAAAGAUGAAGGACCUGGCCAGGUUCAAGCCCAUGCAGAGGCACCUGUUCCUCUAUGAGAAAGCCUUGGUCUUCUGCAAGAAGAGAGAGGAGCAUGGAGAUGGAUAUGACAAAACCUCAUCUUACAGCUUUAAGCACUUUCUGAAAAUGAAUGCAGUUGGGAUAACUGAGAAUGUGAAAGGAGACCAUCGGAAAUUUGAGAUCUGGUACAGUGGGAGAGAGGAGGUGUAUGUGGUGCAGGCCCAAACAGUAGAUCUGAAGAUGGCAUGGCUGAAUGAAAUAAGAAAAAUUUUGUUCAAGCAGCAAGAGCUUAUAAAAGCAGGGGAGAAGCAGCAGCCUGGCUCGUGCUCGGAGCAGCUCCCACUCUCCUCGCAGCUGGGGGACAGGAAGCAGCAGAGAGCCUCCAUCAGCUCGGAGGAGAACGACUCGGAGCGCACCAGCCCGGUGCUGCUGUCCCCCCAGAGCAAACCCCACAGAGGCUGGCCGGGAAUGUCCCAGUCCCUGGAGAUCUGCGAGGGGCUGGAGGAGUGGGCGGGCCAGCAGGAGCUGUCCAACUGCUCGGACACCGAGGAGGAGGAGGGCACCCAGCUGUCUCCAGGAAAAUACAAAGCCCUUGCAGACUGCAAGAGGAGAGGAUCAGAGGACCUGCUGGUGAAAAACGGGGAUGAAAUUCAGCUCUUGCAUGAAGAUGGUGAGGGACAGUGGCUGGUGAAGAACCUCAACAGAAGGAAAGAAGGCUGGAUCCCUGUGCACAGUCUGCAGAUUGUGGUCGGGGACUGCAGGUUUCGGAAUGCCAAAGUUGCAGAUUUCAUUGCAAGAGCACUGGGUAGAAGACCGGGGAGAAGAGACGGAGUCUGACCAGGGAUUCCAGGACUGUUUUCCUCCUCCCUGCUGUAGCUCACACCUCCUGUGGAGCAGGAGGUACCUAAGCCAAAUCUCCUGCUGCUGCUAAAGACAUCGAGGCCUGACCCCAGCCCUCUAAGGCAAUACUUCCUCCCCGCUGCCCUCACUGCUGCCUGCUGGUCAAUCCACCCUAGAGAAAGUUCGUUAUAAACAGGUUUCAGCCAAAGGCUUGGAGUUCUCAUUUUCUAGCUGUAACUGUACAUAGCAAUAGACAGGGAAGCAUAAGAGAUGACACAAGAAAAUGCCUUAAGAGCAGCCUGUUGCCCUUGCCAUGUCACUGCUCCAUGUGUUGCCUCAUCACCACACUGUCCUCAGCAAAUGGGACACCAGGGCUGGAGGUGGAACAGCUCAGGAAGCCCACACAGACUUAGUCCAUUGAAAAAAAAAAUUAAAAUUUACUAGCUAUUACUGUAUGAAGCAAAACUUGAAAGGAGAUUUCUAUUUUAAAAAUUCUUUUUGUCAGAAUCUGUUUUUUUGAUGAAGGUGAAGGAAGCCAUCUGAAAGGCUCAGAAUUCCAGUCAGCUCUUGAUGGUUUUUUGGUGUAUUUCAGUGAAAUCCUUCCUCUGCAGGAAGGUAUGUUUUAUCCCCGUUGUUGCAGGGCACACAAAUCUCAAGGUUGAAGGUUUGCUGAUUUUCUGUAAGGGGUAGUUUGCUAACCACUGUUCAGGGUUUACUGGCACCCUGCAGUUGUGGCUCUCUUGAUCUUCUCUCCAUGUAUACCUACCCCAUCUCACCAGGUCCUAUGCAGGAGUUUCCACCUGAGGAUGCGUCUCAAAAAAGGUGCUGGGAAACUUUGAACCCUGGUUUGCAUUGUCAGUGGUGAUGUCCCCAAAAACCUAGAGACUGCCAGCUCUGCACUGGUUUAUAAAGUUGCUGAGUACAAAGUGAGGGGAAUUUCAUGGGGUGAAACCACAGAAAUGAGUGCCACACCCCUGCCCAGGUACCCCAGAGCUGUGUCCCAGGCUCUGAGAGCACUGGGGCUCUGUUUUCCAUGUGGAGGUAACUGUUCUCUUUGCUGUUUCUGCUGGUGCUUGCAGUCCCAAGGCACGAUUCUGACCUUGCACACACCAGGAAAUGCUGGGGGAUGAUGUGGGAUGUUCUCCUGCUAUUUCCUAGAGCUGUUCCUAGAGCUUUCCAGCACUGUGUCCUUACAGCCACAAGCAACUUGCACUCUGAAAAUUGAUUUUCAUGCAGUUCUUCUGCACUCAGCAAUUGCCUUUACCCUGGGCUGGUCCCUUCACCCUGCAGUGACUCUGGGCUGGGCUCUUUGCUGCUGCUGCAGGAGAUGGAGCUCUUGCUCCAGCCAGCAGAGAUCAGGCAGCCAGGCAGGGCAGGAGCAGCCUCGGAUCCCUCCCUGAGCUGCCUGUGCUGAGCUGCUGCUUUGCAUGCCAGCAGGGUAAACCCGAUUAACACUGUGGGACCCCCGGGGGCUUGGGGAGUGCUGGAGUCACUUCAGGGCUAGGGGCAGAGGCACUUUGGCAUUUGUGGAGGCAGGGCCUGUGUUACUGCUCAGCUCCAGGUUCCCCUAAUUAAAACUCUGUGUCCAGUCACAGAAUUUCACAGCAGAAUUCACACAAAUCUGGGGUUUGGGAUUUUUGUCAGGGCAAAGCCUUUAGCUGAAUAGAAUAAAUGGUUCCCUUACCUUCACAUUUCCCCCUUGAUUUAUCCUGUGGCCCACCACAGGAUGGCUGAUAGCUGCAUGCCCACUGGCUGUUCCUCUCCCCUCCUGCUAAUGAUUCCAGUGUUGAGCCAAUGCAGAUCAUCAUGAAGUUCCAGGGAACUCUUUGCUGUCCAUUUUAAGUGAGCAGAGGGGUAUUUGGUCAAUGCUUCACUUCCCAGCUUUGCAAAUCCACGGUCCUCUUGUAAAUCUUGGCCUGGACAUGAGCCAUGAGUUCCCUGGGAGGAAGGUGGCUGGCUUGGAGAGCAUUUUGGAAAUGAGUUUUCCUUCUGCUGUGCCUCUAGCUGUAAGUUUUGAGAUUAGUCCUUGCUGCUUCCUUCCAGACAGAUUUAUUCUCUCUGCUCUGCAAACCCAUGGUGGAUUUUUUAAUGUGCAUGAUGAAGGAGCAGUUUUGUAUUGCAGGUGGUAACAUGCAGAGCUCUAAAUGAAGAAUAUUUGGAGAGAGCUGUGCCCAGAAGGAGCAAUACUCAGAAUGUACUGCUGCUGAGGCUCACCCCUGUGUUGGGGUUUCAGCUGCCUUGCAGGUGGUCAGGCACUGCCUGGUUAACUGGCUUGGCUUUUCCAUGAAUUAACAUGGGGAUGCAGGAUUAUCUCCUCAUGUCAGGGAGGGUUGGGGCUCCAGCACUGCAGUCCCAACUCCCUUCUGCCCUGGAGCAGGAGAGAAAGCAUUUCUGCAUGUCCCUUGGUGUGCCAGGGUCACAGUGGGCAGCACUGGCAGGUCUGUGCCAGUGAGGAGGAGGAGGAAGGUCUCACCUCUCAGCUGCACUGCAGCACCAAGAACCAGGUUCCCUUUGAGCUCUCUUCCUUCCAGGGCACAGGCUCCUGUUCCAUG